Molecule: messenger RNA, 558 nt
Organism: Mycena citricolor
Lineage: Eukaryota; Fungi; Basidiomycota; Agaricomycetes; Agaricales; Mycenaceae
Source: the annotation of a GenBank genome assembly
CAAGACCGAAGAAGGCGCUUGUGCCUCUGUCACGAUGUUCACGGAUGGUCUCAUUCUGAGUGUCUCUACUCUGUUUCAGUGUUCUGAUUAUCCAAAAGCCACCCAAAGAUUCAUCGGGCAUAUGUCGUCUCUGAACAGUAGUCGCUUCCAACGAUUGCUACGUUGAUAACAUUGCGCUCUCCAUGGAGUAAGACGUGGCCAGACUGUUGUUCUACCGAUGGAUAGGUCUCUGGGCUGCUCUGCACGGCGUUUGAGUUCGGGAGAAACUUGUUUCCGUGGCUCGUUACCAAUCUCGCCGCUAGAGCCUAUCGCAUCCCCCUCCAACACCCAUCUCACCGCCUGGUCCUGUUGCCCGUAUCGCCCGCGCCAUACGACAGUCGUAUUCAUCGGGCAUCUCGACCUCGUUAUCCGACAGGUUGUCACCGUUUACCGUCCCCCGCUGAUCACGUUAGUUCCCGGCAUAGUACCCAUCCUUCAGCCACCACUCGAUUCGAACCAAGAAUUUGAUUACAUAUUCGAUUCAGCCAUGGACUGACAUCGAGUGGGACCAGAUCAUCC